Molecule: messenger RNA, 1827 nt
Organism: Lachancea nothofagi CBS 11611
Lineage: Eukaryota; Fungi; Ascomycota; Saccharomycetes; Saccharomycetales; Saccharomycetaceae
Source: the annotation of a GenBank genome assembly
AUGCCCAACAAACCCGCCAAGCCCGUCCACAUCGAGACCACCGUCUCCUCCACCUUCAUGGACUCCUCCAUGGACCUGCCCUCCGUGUCCAAGAAGCAGGAGACCCAGCACUUCGAGUUUGCCGGCGACAGCGUCUCAGACGCCGAUUUCGCCAACACCGCGGUCGCCAGCGACACCAUCGCCAAGUUCCUCGGGCUCUCCGAAGACGCCCGGCGCGCCGACGGAGAUGAGAAGCACAUGUCCCUGCUGCAGGCCAUCCGCCAGUACCCCAAGGCCGCGUUAUGGUCCGUGGUGCUGUCGUCUGCGCUGAUCAUGGAGGGCUACGACACCACGCUGCUAUCGUCCUUGUUCGCGCUGCCCGCGUUCGCCCAGAAGUUUGGCAACUGGAAUCCCGUCGCCCAGGUCUACGAGGUGCCUGCCAAAUGGCAGACCGCCCUGUCCAUGUGCACCAAUAUCGGCGAGCUCUUUGGCCUGCAGCUUGCCGGCAUUGUCGCCGAACGCAUCGGCUACCGCUACACCCUGAUCGGCUCGCUGUCCAUGGUGUUCGGCUUCAUCUUCAUUCUGUUCUUUGCGCCCUCGUGCGCCGUACUGGCGGUUGGCGAGAUCCUGUGUGGUAUUCCCUGGGGCGCUUUCCAAACUUUGACCGUCACUUAUGCCACCGAGGUGUGUCCACUCGCCCUCAGAUACUACCUCACUACCUAUGUCAAUAUUUGCUGGAUCCUCGGCCAAAUCAUGGCCUCCGGCAUUUUGAAAAACUCUCAAGAGAAUUUGCAAAACUCGGACAUGGGCUACCGACUCCCUUUUGCACUCCAGUGGAUUUGGCCCAUCCCCAUCGCCAUUGGUAUCUAUCUCGCUCCCGAAUCGCCUUGGUGGCUCGUGAAGAAGGGCAGAAUGGAUCAAGCCGCCCACAGUUUGGACCGUUUGGUCUCCGGCCUGUCUCCCGAGGAAAAACCCAUGGUUAUUGACGCCAUGCUCAACAAGAUUCAAUUGACCGUUCAAAAGGAAGAGGCCGUCACCAAAGACGCCACCUACUGGGACUGUUUCAAAGGCGCCGACGGCAGAAGAACCAGAAUUGCAUGUCUCACCUGGGUCACUCAAAACGCCUGUGGCAGUGCCAUGAUGGGCUACUCCACUUAUUUCUACACCAAAGCCGGUUUGGAUAGCUCCAUGGCCUUCACUUUUAGUAUCAUCCAAUACUGUUUGGGUCUCAUUGGUACCACCUUAUCGUGGGGUAUCUCCAAGAAAUACGGCCGUUUCACCAUUUUUUCCACCGGUUUAGCCGUUCAAUUGAUCUUGUUGGUUCUCAUUGGUGGCCUCGGGUUCAGUCAUUCCAAAGGGUCUAGUUGGGCUAUCGGUUCUUUACUAUUGGCCUUCGUGUUCGCGUAUGAUGUUGGUGUGGGCCCCGUCACUUACUGUGUGGUGCCAGAAAUUCCAAGUAAUAAACUGAGAACCAAGACUGUUAUCCUAGCACGUAAUUGCUACAACUUGAUGGGCAUUAUCAACUACAUCUGGACCCCAUACAUGCUAAACAGUGAAGAAUGGAAUUGGGGUGCAAAGACCGGAUUGUUCUGGGCUGGAAUCUGUGGCGUCAUGCUGGCAUGGGCCAUUUGGGAUUUACCAGAAACCAAAGAUCGCACUUUUGGUGAAAUUGACGAAUUGUUUCACUUGCGCGUUCCCGCCCGUAAAUUUAAGUCUACCGAGGUUAAUCCAUUCGAUAGCGGUAAGUUGAUGGCCGAAUUGGGCGAUGAUCAAAUCGAAAGGAUUGUUAAAAACGACGAUCGUGCCAAGUCUCGAAAAAUGGCUGUCAUCCUUGAGGAUUCCGAUUGA